Archocentrus centrarchus (flier cichlid) is the source of this 1205-nucleotide messenger RNA. RefSeq lists its product as uncharacterized. The transcript is spliced from 3 exons. Bases 117 to 1142 code for a protein of 341 amino acids. NCBI's taxonomy places the organism in Eukaryota, Metazoa, Chordata, Actinopteri, Cichliformes, Cichlidae. The record is from RefSeq and is a predicted model, not a curated record.
GUGUUUGGGAGAGAACAGAGCGACCCACUGAACUUGUCCAUCUUGAGGAGCAGGAAGAGCAGGGUCUCUCAAAUGAUCAUGACUACUGCUCAGUCCCUGAACCGUCUGCAUUGGACAUGUCUGCAUCAGCUGCAGAAGACCUGUGUAAAGAGGUAGAGGAUCUGAGGAAGGAAAUACAGGAGCUGCGUGUCCAGCGUGAGUUUGGAUUACAGCGGUUUGCUGGCUCCGACACCGACAUCAGAUUCUAUACCAGAUUUCCAAGCUAUGACCAUUUGAUGGCAUUUUGGUUUUUGAUUGAGCCUUGCAUUUAUAAAAUGGUCAGGGUCUCAAGAGCCAAAUCAGCUGCCAAGAGGAAUGAAGAAGUGGUGACACCUGCACGUUCAUCAACAAGGCAGCUGCUCCAGCCAAUCGAUGAGUUCUUUCUUUUUCUCGUCUUCCUGUCGGUUGGUUUGAAGGAGAGGGACCUGGCACAUCGACUCAACAUACACCAGUCCACAGUGAGCCGUAUUAUUGCAACAUGGACAAGUUUUCUUGCCACUGCACUGGGGUCUCAAUGCAUCUGGCUUACGCGUGCAGAAGUGCAGGCUUACCUCCCUGAGGAAUUUAAAGAUUUCCCAGACACCCAGGUCAUCCUAGACUGUACAGAGCUGAGAUGCCAAACACCAUCCUCACCACUACUCCAAAGUGAAAUGUACUCCUCAUACAAAUCCCACUGCACUAUGAAAGCCCUGGUUGGCAUAGCUCCACAUGGUGCAGUGACAUUCAUCUCUGAUCUGUAUGGUGGUUCGAUUAGUGAUAAGGAGCUAUUCAAGCAAUCAGGCAUCGCUGAGAAGUUGACCGAAGACAUGGCAGUGAUGGUUGAUAAGGGCUUUCUAAUCAGUGACUGCUGUAAGUGCAAAGUGUACUGUCCACCUUUCCUGUCUAAGCAGAAGCAGAUGCCAGCAUACCAGGUUAAGGAGACACAGGCCAUAGCCAGACUGAGAGUACAUGUGGAGCGAGUCAUUAGGAGGAUAAAACAGAACAAACUUUUUGAUGGCAUCAUCACCUUAUCACAUGUCUACAACAUCAACCAGCUGUUUGCAGUGGCAUGUAUGCUUUCAAAUUACCAGAAUACAGCUUUAGUUAAAAAAUGGGUUAAGUGAGCCACAAGACACCAGAAUGCAAUGCAAGUAGCUUAUUGUCACCAUCCUAAAAUUAAUUUUAUU